Molecule: messenger RNA, 330 nt
Organism: Theileria equi strain WA
Lineage: Eukaryota; Apicomplexa; Aconoidasida; Piroplasmida; Theileriidae
Exons: 2
Coding region: 1-330 (109 amino acids)
Source: RefSeq, a predicted model, not a curated record
AUGAGUAGACUAACAAAGUGCAUUGUAAAAUCCACCGUCUUGGCAAAGCUCGUCAAACUGCGUCUCUCUCAGCAUAUUCUACAUGACGGUGUAGAUAACUCCAAAAGGAGCCUAGAGGUCGCUGUUAGAGCUGCAAGUUUGCUCUCAAGGAUUGUUCCUGUACUAAAAAUCGCACAAUCACUUGCAAAUAAACCAGUCUUGUCAUCGACAGGUACAAGCGUAAAUAGUAAACUGGGUACCACGAGAUUCCACAACAGAGAGGAAAACGUCUGGAGACUAUUAAAGCCAGGAUUCGAAAAGGAAACCAAACAUCUCAAGUGGAGAAAAUAA